This is a messenger RNA of Funneliformis caledonium, 139 nucleotides long. The record is from the annotation of a GenBank genome assembly. NCBI's taxonomy places the organism in Eukaryota, Fungi, Glomeromycota, Glomeromycetes, Glomerales, Glomeraceae.
AAAAUAACGUUAGUACAAAACAAAAAAUGGGAACAAUUGCAGAAAUUCGUAAUUGGAAUGAAUUUACCUGGGUAUAUGAUGGUGAAAAAGCUGGCUACAUUUAUGCACAACCUUUGCCAAAAUUUAGAGAAUUGAACAA